AAAUACUGUUUGUUUUACAUAAAUUUAAAUUUAUUGACUCGAUAAAAUAUAGAUGACACUAGUAAUUAAAGUCUGGGAUCUGACGCAAGAGAAGAAAUUGUUAAUUCUUAUCAAGGAUUUUGAUAGUUCAGAUGAUAUUGAAAACAAAGUUAAAACAAAGUUCAACCUUUCCACCAAUGAUUCAAUAAGAUUGGUCGUUGAGGAAGAUGGAUCAGAGGUUGAAUGUUCAUUUGAAAUGAUGCAAGCAAUAGGAAGUAGUUUAAUUUACACUCUUCUGGUGAAUGGUGAGAUAUGGACUAAGCGACUGCCACAGCAAUGUACUCCUGCUACAGUUCAAGAAGCAACUUCUAGUUCAAUCGGUAUUGGGUGCUUAACUUCAAGUUCAACUGGAAUUAUGUGUUCAACUUCUAGUUCAAUUGGCAUUGGGUCUUCCGAAUCUGACAAUGUGAAUCCUUUUAUUAGUAUGCAGACCUUCAAACAUUACCUUUUAAAACAUCCAGUCACAACAGAUUAUGUCAAAUCGAUUUUAGAAACAGGAGUAUUUACUAUUUUGGCUCGCCAGGCAAUUACUCGACUGGUUGUUCGUAAAAUGAUUAAUGUUUUUGGAAAUUAUCCUACACGUAGGCAUAAAGAAGAUGUUGCUAGUUUGCUAGGGCAACUAUUUAGUAUGGAGGCAAUUAUUUUCUUUGAUCCGUCUACAUAUUCAGGAUUUUUACAGCGGGGUACAGAAAAUGCUAGAAGAGAUUGGGAUGCUUUUGCUGAAAAUAGAGAAACCUGUGUAUCCUCCCAAACAGCUGCUUCAUCUGAUGGGUGUCCCAGAAAACUAACUGAUUGUGUUGUUUGCAAGGGUAAAGGUAAUGAUAAUAUAAGAGAUGUAGAAAAGCUUGCAUUUUUAUCAAGUACUCGUACGCAUGAAGUUAAGGAGUGUCUGGAAAAAACCUUUUGCAUUAGACAAUUUUGGAUAAUGAAUGAAUCACCCACCUUGUCUUCCAUAUUAAAAAUGUAUUCAAAAUUUCAAACCAUUCCAGAACUAUUAGAUGUCGAACUUCAAAUGAUGUUUUCUGACUGCACUACAGAUUUUUUAUCAGUAUUUCGGACAGAAAUUUUAAUCCCAGCAUUGGAAUUAACAGGAGAUAAAUCAAUAGAACUGAUAGCAGCCGAUGCUAAAAGAGGCGAUAAUGGUUGGCAUGCGUAUCAUGCUUGCAAAAUUAUUUCACUUAUGCUGAGAACAACCGUGAAACGGAAAAGGAUUUCAGGACUGGAGUCUUUCGACCAUUUAAUGAGGAUUAUUGAGCCAGGAAGUUCCAUGACAAAAGCUGCAGAAAACUGUUGGAAACCAUACCCAUUGCUUCUGAUACAAGGUAGCGUCAAUGAAAAAGUUUUAUUGGUAAAAAUAGCUGCUGAAAAAUCCAUAAUUACAGCUGGAUCAUCAAUUGAAGAGGGUAUCGAGCGAUUGUUUAAACUUUUUUGGUGUUUCAACUUAGAGUAUACCGAAGAAUGUGCGACUUUUUUUAAAUUUUUACAAUUAAUUUACAAUUUGGGAGAAAAACACUCAUUUCCAGCAUCGGUUUAUCAGCUUCAAGCGAUGUUGAAGAUAGUUAAGAAAUAA
Hydra vulgaris (swiftwater hydra) is the source of this 1609-nucleotide messenger RNA. RefSeq lists its product as uncharacterized. The record is from RefSeq and is a predicted model, not a curated record. Lineage: Eukaryota; Metazoa; Cnidaria; Hydrozoa; Anthoathecata; Hydridae.